Messenger RNA from Phyllopteryx taeniolatus (common seadragon), 1767 nucleotides. RefSeq names its product transmembrane protein 229B (gene tmem229b). The transcript has 2 exons. NCBI's taxonomy places the organism in Eukaryota, Metazoa, Chordata, Actinopteri, Syngnathiformes, Syngnathidae. The record is from RefSeq and is a predicted model, not a curated record. The coding region runs from base 746 to 1660 and encodes 304 amino acids.
GCCGGGUUAGGUUGACAUGGCAACACGUAAGCGGCUGAAAUUUGGAUAGAAAAAUACGUACUAGAAGCAAUGCACCAGGAGCAAUGUUACGAAAUGAAGAGAAUAGCCAGCUGGGGAUGAUAAAUAAAUAGAAUUUCACGGGGAAAAAAAUCGUACCGUUUUGCUUGUAAAUGUAGGUCAGAGCUUCUGAUCGUGUUUCGACGUGUAAGAGGCACGUGUGCAUGUGUGCGAGUUGUGCGCAAAUGUGUGUUUUAGUGCAUGUCUGGUUUAGUGGGUACAGGCAUUUGUGUGUGUUUCUGUGCUAGUGUGUAUCCUUUAUUUACUUGUGAGUUAAGGCCAUUGAAAUGAUUUAAUGCCCACCUGACUGUAGGCAGCAAGGCAAAAUAAGAAUAAAUACAAAUAAACAAAAAAAAUACAUGAACACAUAAAAUGUAAUUGUUACAUAUUUGCAUAAUGCAAUGGGGCGUGUGUGUGUGGGACGUGUAUUUUUGUGCAUGACUUUUUUUCUUUUUUUUGGACGUGUUUGACCCACACACGAUUUUUGUGGGUGGGUGUAGGGGGCGCGUAUGUGUGUGUUUUUGCGUGUACGAGCUACUAAUGCUGCUAAUGGUGAUUAUGAAGAUGAUGCUGCCUUAAAGUCCCCCCCCCCCCCCCUCCUCACUCUUCUCCUCUCUUAAAAAAACAACAACAAAACCUUCCAUCGGAGGGCAGCGGAGACCCAUUAGCUGCAGACACGCAGCCGCCGAUGGAGAUUCGUGGCCGGGCGCGGCGUGGCACGCAGACUCGCUGCUUGUGUGGUGCCGCGGAGGUUGAUGUCAUCACAUUUAGCGUCACAAGCGGACUCAUUUCGUCACACGCUUGCGACGUCAGUAUUACACGACGCCGUUUUAGUGGCGUCGUGGCAUUUAACAAGCGUCGCGGUGUGUUUUGCGUGUGUGACGUUCACUGUCUCACCAAUGCGACGCAGAGGAUUGUCGCCAUCCGCGCAUGCGCGCGCGUGUCGUCACGUCGCAUCAGCGUUUGUCGCGUUUGUGUACAAAGCAAUGGAGACUCCGGCCGUGACCUGGGUCCUGAGUCUUCAAGCCGCGUGGCCAUGACGACCAUGUCCAUCCUGGCGCCUCCGCCCCCGCUGUCCGCGCUGUCCCGCUGGUACCUGUACGCCAUCCAUGGCUUUGUGUGCGAGGUCAUGUUCACGGCGUGCUGGGACUUCGCCUUGCACCGCAACUGGAAGCUCCCGGGCGUUACCAGCGUGUGGGCGCUCUUGAUCUACGGAACGUGCAUCCUGGCCAUCGAGCGCUUGUUCCUCCGUCUGCGCGACCGCUUCAACGUGGGCAUCCGCUGCCUCAUCUACACCCUGUGGAUGUACGCCUGGGAGCUCAGCACUGGCCUACUCCUGCGUCGUUUGGGAGCCUGCCCUUGGGACUACUCCAAGUUCCGCUACAAUUUAAUGGGCCUGGUAACGGCCGAGUACAUCGUGCCGUGGUUCUGCGCCGCCUACCUGGUGGAGCGCCUGGUGAUCCAGCACACCCUGCGCCUGCGGCACUACGACGGCUCAGACGACGGCUGGUCCGACCCCAUGGCCGGGACCCUCAGGGCUGCCCGCCGGGGCGAGAAGACGUUGCGUGCCGCUGGAGUCGGUGGCUUGUUCAAGUGGGACUGAGGACCCGCCAUUUGUGUUUGAACCCAAAAAUUCCACCAAAAUAUUUUAAAAAAGAAAACCUAUGUAAAAGGUAAAAAAAUUAAUAAAAUAAAAACAAGUAAAAUGAA